UCUCCGCCGCCCCCUCCUCCUCCUGCUGCUGCUGCUCCUCCUCCUCUUCUCCCUCCUCCUCGUUGCUCCUCCCGGCCCGGUUGGCCGGACCCGACCCCUUCCCUCCUCCGGGGCUAGUCCUUCCCCCUCCCCCAACCCGCUCCGGUGCUGCGCGGUGCGGCCUGCAGGCACCAUGCAGGCGCCGCAGCUGCAGUACGACUUCUUCUGCGAGGACAACGCGCCCAAGUGGAGGGGGCUGCUCGUCCCCGCCCUCAAGAAGGUUCAGAUGCAAGUCCAUCCGACACUUUUAUCUACUGAGGACGCUCUCCAGUAUGUUGAAGAGUUAAUUCUACAGUUGUUAAGUAUGCUGUGCCAAGCCCAGCCUCGAAGUGUUUUAGAUGUAGAGGAGCGUGUUCAAAAAAGUUUUCCUCAUCCAAUCGACAAGUGGGCGAUAGCGGAUGCCCAGUCUGCUAUUGAAAAGAGGAAGCGAAGAAACCCAUUAUCUCUCCCAGUAGAAAAAAUUCACCCUUUAUUAAAGGAAGUCCUAGGUUAUAAAAUUGACCACCAAGUUUCUGUUUACAUAGUAGCAGUAUUAGAAUAUAUUUCUGCAGAUAUUUUAAAGCUGGUUGGAAAUUACGUGCGGAAUAUAAGGCAUUUUGAAAUUACAAAGCAAGACAUUAAAGUGGCAAUGUGUGCUGAUAAGGUUUUGAUGGAUAUGUUCCACCAAGAUGUUGAAGACAUAAGUGUAUUAUCUUUGACAGAUGAAGAGCCUUCUUCCUCAGGGGAGCAAAAUUACUAUGACCUAGUCAAAGCAUUUAUGGCUGAGGUUCGACAGUAUAUAAGGGAACUCAAUCUUAUCAUUAAGGUUUUUAGAGAGCCAUUUGCUUCCAAUUCAAAGUUAUUUUCAGCUCAUGAUGUAGAAAAUAUAUUUAGUCGAAUAGCAGAUAUUCAUGAGCUGAGUGUGAAGUUAUUGGGCCAUAUCGAAGACACAGUGGAAAUGACAGAUGAAGGCAGCCCCCAUCCAUUAGUAGGCAGUUGCUUUGAAGAUUUAGCAGAGGAACUGGCAUUCGAUCCAUAUGAAUCAUACGCUCAAGAUAUUUUACGAACUGGUUUCCAUGGUCAUUUUCUUAGUCAAUUAUCCAAGCCCGGGGCAGCACUCUAUUUGCAGUCAAUAGGAGAAGGUUUCAAAGAAGCUGUUCAGUAUGUUUUGCCCAGAUUACUUCUGGCCCCUGUCUACCACUGUCUGCAUUACUUUGAACUUCUAAAGCAAUUGGAAGAAAAGAGUGAAGAUGAAGAAGACAAGGAAUGUUUAAAACAAGCUAUAACAGCCCUUCUUAACCUUCAGAGUAGUAUGGAAAGAAUAUGUUCCAAGAGUCUUGCGAAAAGGAGGCUAAGUGAAUCUGCAUGUCGAUUUUAUAGUCAGCAGAUGAAGGGGAAGCAACUAGCAAUUAAGAAAAUGAACGAGAUCCAGAAAAACAUUGAUGGCUGGGAGGGAAAAGACAUUGGACAAUGUUGCAACGAAUUCAUCAUGGAAGGCACCCUCACCCGUGUAGGGGCCAAACACGAGAGACACAUAUUUCUCUUCGACGGCUUGAUGAUUUGCUGCAAAUCCAACCACGGCCAGCCGAGGCUUCCCGGGGCCAGCAACGCAGAGUACCGUCUCAAAGAGAAGUUCUUUAUGCGGAAGGUCCAAAUUAACGACAAGGAUGACACUAACGAAUACAAGCACGCCUUCGAGAUCAUCCUAAAGGACGAGAACAGCGUGAUAUUCUCGGCUAAGUCAGCGGAGGAAAAAAACAACUGGAUGGCCGCAUUGAUAUCUUUACAGUACCGGAGCACCUUGGAGAGGAUGCUCGAUGUGACCAUGCUGCAGGAGGAGAAGGAAGAGCAGAUGAGGCUUCCCAGUUCCGAGCUCUAUAGGUUUGCGGAGCCAGACUCUGAAGAGAACAUCGUGUUCGAAGAAAACAUGCAGCCCAAAUCGGGAAUCCCCAUCAUUAAAGCGGGAACUGUAAUUAAGCUUAUAGAGCGACUGACGUACCACAUGUACGCAGAUCCCAAUUUUGUUCGGACAUUUCUCACCACAUAUAGAUCUUUCUGCAAACCUCAAGAGCUUCUAAGUCUUCUUAUAGGAAGGUUUGAAAUUCCAGAACCUCAGCCAACCGAAGCGGAUCGGAGAGCGAUGGAAAAUGGAGAUCAGCCCCUUAGCGCAGAACUCAAAAGAUUUAGAAAAGAAUACAUUCAGCCCGUGCAGUUGCGGGUAUUAAAUGUAUGUCGGCACUGGGUAGAGCACCACUUCUAUGAUUUCGAAAGAGAUGCAGAUCUUCUUCAGCGGUUGGAAGAAUUUAUUGGGACAGUCCGAGGUAAAGCGAUGAAAAAAUGGGUUGAAUCCAUCACAAAGAUAAUCCAGCGGAAAAAGCAGGCCCAAGCCAACGGACCAAGCCACAACAUUACAUUUGAAAGUUCACCUCCUGCCAUUGAGUGGCAUAUAAGCAGACCAGGGCACACAGAGACUUUUGACUUGCUCACACUGCACCCAAUAGAAAUUGCCCGACAACUCACUUUACUUGAAUCUGAUCUUUACCGAGCUGUUCAGCCAUCAGAGUUAGUUGGAAGUGUGUGGACAAAGGAAGAUAAAGAAAUUAAUUCUCCUAACCUGCUAAAAAUGAUUAGGCACACCACUAAUCUCACCCUGUGGUUUGAAAAGUGUAUUGUAGAAACAGAAAAUCUGGAGGAGAGAGUAGCUGUCGUAAGUCGAAUAAUUGAGAUCUUACAAGUAUUUCAAGAAUUGAACAAUUUUAAUGGUGUGCUAGAAGUUGUAAGUGCCAUGAACUCAUCUCCUGUAUAUAGACUAGACCACACAUUUGAGCAAAUACCGAGUCGCCAAAAGAAAAUUUUAGAAGAAGCUCAUGAAUUGAGUGAAGAUCACUAUAAAAAAUAUUUGGCAAAACUCAGGUCUAUUAAUCCACCAUGCGUGCCUUUCUUUGGGAUUUAUUUGACUAAUAUCUUGAAAACAGAAGAAGGCAAUCCCGAGUUUCUUAAAAGGCAUGGGAAAGAACUGAUAAACUUUAGCAAAAGGAGGAAAGUGGCAGAAAUAACAGGAGAGAUCCAGCAGUACCAAAACCAACCAUAUUGCCUACGAGUAGAAUCUGACAUCAGAAGGUUCUUUGAAAAUUUGAAUCCAGUGGGAAAUAGCAUGGAGAAGGAAUUCCCAGAUUACCUUUUCAACAAGUCCCUGGAAAUAGAGCCACGUAAUCCCAAGCCUCUACCAAGAUUUCCCAAAAAAUACAGCUAUCCCCUCAAGUCACCUGGCGUUCGUCCAUCCAACCCAAGACCCGGUACCAUGAGGCACCCUACCCCGCUGCAGCAGGAGCCAAGGAAAAUCAGCUACAGUCGGAUCCCCGAAAGCGAAACCGAGAGCACAGCGUCCGCACCCAAUUCUCCACGAACCCCGUUAACGCCACCCCCUGCCUCUGCUGCCUCCAGCACCACAGACGCUUGCAGUGUGUUCGAUUCCGACCACUCAAGUCCCUUUCACUCAAGCAGCGAUACCAUCUUUAUCCAAGUUUCCCUGCCCCAUGGCCCACGAUCCGCUUCAGUAUCAUCCAUCAGCUUUACCAGGAGCACCGAUGAAACACCCGUCCCUCCCCCGGUCCCUCCAAGGAGGCGGCCAGAGUCCGCCCCAGCGGAAUCGUCUCCAUCCAAGAUGAUGUCUAAGCAUCUGGACAGCCCUCCGGCGAUCCCUCCCCGGCAACCCACGUCGAAAGGCUAUUCCCCACGGUACUCGGUGCCGGACGCCCGGACCCCUCUGUCGGACCCUCCCGAAAGCCCUCCUUUACUGCCGCCCCGAGAACCCGUGAGGACCCCGGAUGUCUUCUCCAGCUCACCGCUACACCUGCAGCCUCCCCCUCUGGGCCGCAAAAGCGAACUCGGCAACGCCUUCUUCCCCAACAGCCCCACUCCCUUCACUCCCCCUCCCCCCCAGACCCCUUCUCCUCACGGGACCCGCAGGCACCCGCCCUCGCCCCCGUUGAUCCCGCAAGACGUGGACCUCCACUCCGUCGCCGGGCCGCCCGUACCUCCGCGACAAAGCACUUCUCAACACAUCCCCAAGCUUCCUCCCAAAACGUACAAGAGGGAGCCCACUCUCCCAUCCAUGCACCGGGACGGGCCCCCGCUGUUGGAGAACGCCCACUCCUCCUGAGUACUUUGGUGCCGGGGCGCCCAUCUUCCCACCAGCCCUUAAGUCCAUUGCUGGCAAUGGAGGCCCCCCGAACCUGCCAGCACCAAGGAGUUUUCACAUGUGUGCUCCAAACACUAAAGACUACAUAAGAAUGCAGUAUACAUGGACGAUGAAUCUUAAGCCUGACAUUUAUUAGUGAAACGAUUUGGUAUCCGCUCCCUCCCCCACCCCAACCCCAAAAUACACAGGCAACCAAACUAGAGCAAUUGGAUGGCCGUUUGCACCUGAAAACCCACGAGCGAGACUCUUCUGGCCAAUAAAUAAGGGAUUGUGUUUUGUGCGGUGACCUCUUCAGUUAAAGGGAUGGGAAGCUGCCUGGCGAACAGCAGGCCGAUUCAGUGACACAGUUUUUGAAACUCAAAUAUUAUGCACUUUGUAAAAAAAAAAAAAACCCACAAAGAAAAAGAAAGGAAAAAAAAAAAUCUCAAACAGGGAUCUUUCUAUCCUCCUUAGUUUUCCUUUGCUUUACUCCCUGCUUUAGGAUACUUUCUUAAAAAAAAAAAACCCAUUGAAAGAACCAUGAGGAAGAUGUGUGGUACCUUAGUGGCCUCCUCAGAGCCGAGGCAUCACGCAGUCCUGUUUACAGAUUGUUCAGUAAAUAGUGUGGGUACCUGGGCUUCACCAAAGAGGUACUUUGUUUUUCUUUGUCGUUGUCGAUGUCGUCGUCGCUGUCGUUCUUGUUUCAGAAUUACUCUAGUGCCAGUUCAAACGAGAUUUUUGCCAGGGAGCAUAAUACGGUAUUAUUGCCUUCAAACAAGAGAGAAUCAAGUUGUACGUCAUUAGGGUGACAGCAAAACGGGGAGAAAAAACGGAAAACAAAAACCAAACUCUGUUCUCAUCCAAUAUAUUCCUCACGUUUAGAAGACUGUUAACGUAUGGUAGUUCAUCACCUUCUUUUCAAGGUUUACCGAUAAUCCAUUUCAUGGCCCAUAGCUGUUCCGCUCCUAUGCGUGCCGGGGAAAUGCAGUCGCCGAAUGUGAAAAGGGGCAUCGCCGGGCACCGUCGACACUUGUCAUGUUUUACUAACAGUAGAGUCAUCGGCAUACAGUGCUCUGCACACAGUAAGCGCUCAAUAAAUACGAUCGAAUGAAUCUAGAAUCACCUUGCAGCUGUUUAAAUCAUGUGUAUAUAGUGAAUGUUACAUAAAUAUACUUGGCAGAUUUGUUUAAUUUAAAUUGAAUAAUAAAAAUAAAGAUAACAGGUAUUUCA
Molecule: messenger RNA, 5428 nt
Organism: Ornithorhynchus anatinus (platypus)
Lineage: Eukaryota; Metazoa; Chordata; Mammalia; Monotremata; Ornithorhynchidae
Gene: SOS1
Product: SOS Ras/Rac guanine nucleotide exchange factor 1
Exons: 23
Coding region: 173-4180 (1335 amino acids)
Biological process (GO): positive regulation of GTPase activity; Ras protein signal transduction
Cellular component (GO): plasma membrane
Molecular function (GO): protein heterodimerization activity; guanyl-nucleotide exchange factor activity
Source: RefSeq, a predicted model, not a curated record